Messenger RNA from Biomphalaria glabrata, 5232 nucleotides. RefSeq lists its product as uncharacterized. Lineage: Eukaryota; Metazoa; Mollusca; Gastropoda; Planorbidae. The transcript is spliced from 5 exons. The record is from RefSeq and is a predicted model, not a curated record. Bases 242 to 589 code for a protein of 115 amino acids.
UAACUCCUUAUCAGUUAUCUUUGCUCAUAUGUAGAUCUAGAUUAUAUGACUGCAUUUUUUAACCAGGGUGAAUUUAUAAUUUAAUAGAUUCUUUAGAUCUAGGUUGAUCUUAAAGUACCUGAAACAAAAAACGUAAAGAAAAAAACACAAAAAAAACAACAGCAAACUGACUAAAAAAUUUGUUGUCAAAACAUUUCAACUGUGCAAUCAUUGUGGUAUUUAAUUUGAGUGUUUCUUAAACAUGGCUGCAGUUUCUGAAGGAUAUCAAUUUGAAGCAGAAACCAAAACAGUGGAGGUUCUUCUCCUGCCCAAGAAGAUAAAGGUCUUGUUUCAAUUAAAUACAUCAGAUAAAGUGAGAUCAGUGAAAGAAAAAAUUCUAAGUCAAAAUAAUAUUCCAUACCCUAUCAAAUAUAUGAUAGUGCUAAUAAGCCUUCAUGGAGAUAGAAUAGUACUGGAUGAUAAUUUGGCAAUGAGUCAUUAUAUAGACUAUUUACGACAUGGUAGUCUGGAAGUUACAUUGAAAAGCUUAGAGAUAGAGCGACCACCAAGACCUGUAAAACUUCAAACCUUUGGAAUUACACUCAAGUAAUAGAGAGCUCUAAUGUAAAUAGUAAUGUUAAAUUGAUGCAUUGUUAACUUAAGAUUGUGUUGAUUUAUACUAUAUAUGUUUAAUAUUGUUUUACUAAUAAGUUUAAAAGUAUUGAAUUUAUUCAGAGCUAGUAUUCCCCUUUCAGACCUUGAGAUCUAUAGGGCAGAGGAUGUAAAGGUCAUCUAUUUCUGUUGCCCACAGUUAAUGAAGGUGUCAUGUGACCAGCCCAGGGACCAAUUUCCAUUACUUUCCUACAACUAAUGUUAGAGUUGGGUGGAGGCAGAGGUACCCUAAAGAUCCAAAAUUGAAAAUCCCAGUCUUCAUCGAUGCUCAAACGUUUUAGCACUUUACCACUGCACCUUCCAAUGCAGCUUUAUUGUAAAAUAAAUUAAAGUGAGUCCCUGCAUGACAAGUUAAAUAAAAACCUCCUUUUUAAAAUUAAAACUGCUGUGGCUGUUUAUCAUAAAGCUGAGACUGCUUUCUUGAUCCUUAUUGCACAUUCAUUGUGAUUACAUAUGCUAGCAGAUUGUUACACAGUAAAAAUUAUCCAAGGUUUUGUCAUUUAAAGCUGUUCAGUUUGGGUUCAAAUCUUGGUGAAGACUGGGAUUUUGAAUUUCAGGAUUUUUAGGGCGCCCCUGAGUCCACCCAACUCUAAUGGGUACCUGACUUGAGUUGGGGAAAGUAAAGGCGGUUGGUCAUUGUGCUGGCCACAUCACAUCCUGCUUGUUAACCAUUGGCCAGAGAAACAGAUGACCUUAACAUCAUCUGCCCAUCAUCAUAGAUCAGGAGGUCUGAAAGGGAAACUUUACUUAUAUAUAUUUUGACAUUUUUUUAAACUUUGAAAAUUCAGGGCUGGUUCUUUAAGUAAUAUUUUGAUGAUAGUUUCUUUCUUAUGCAUAGAUUCACUGUUACAUAACUAAUAUACAACCCAUUGAUGAUUGUAACUCAUCUCUAGAAGCAUGAUUUGCUUCCCCUUUUAAUUAAUUUGUGGGCCAUUACAUGUGGGAGGUUUCUGGGUAAUAAAUGAUAUCUAUAUAUAAUAAAUUGACCCAAAUUUUUGAUGAUUUAAUUCUUGUUCUGUGUUUGUAUUUAUUUAUUUUUUGGCAUUAAGGGGGAUAAGUCAACUAUUAUUCACAAUGCAGUUAAAAAUUUAAUUGUUAUACAUAUAGGAAAUGUAUGGAAACAUAAUUUUUCACUGUAGUCUCCCAUUGCUAUUCAAUACACUUGGUCCAACAUAGUCUUCCUGUGAUUUUCAAUGCAGUUGGUCCAUGGUUGCACAAGCUUCCUGAAGCCCACAUAAGAAAAUUUUUGGUUAAUCUGCAUAUGCACUGUUUCUGUCACUAUUUAAUCUGAAGCAAAUCUACAGCCCCUUAAUGUCUCUGAGUGGAAACAACAAGAAGUCUGAUUGGAGCAAGGUUAGGACUAUACUGGGAUUGGGGGAUGUGCCAGUACUUCAAAGUUUUUUAUGUAUUUCUGCCCAAGGUAAAUCUUCCUACCACACAUACACACAGAACAUUGCCCUUCUUUGGUGCAGAGUUGAGCAGUCAUGGUUAAUGGCAGCACAUUGACAAUGGUACUCACCUGUGCAGGCACAUCAACAAUUAAACCAUGCAUUCAACAUCUAUGCCUCAUGAUAGUACUACCAAAAUAAAGAAAUAUAUAAUUAGAAUAAGGAUAAUAACACAGCAAAGCUCUUCCUUAAGUUUUCAGACUCAAAGACAUUCAGCUUUUUUAUAUUUUGAGAACUACGUAACUUUAUAUCGAUUAACAAUUUAUAUCCACCAGCAUUUAUAUUUAUUACAAUAAUUUUAAAGGUAUAUUAAUUUUGGAAAACUGUACUAUUCUAGCCAUAAAGGUUAGGUUCGAUACAAAUCCACUCUGAAUAGGGUCUAUAAUAUUUUAAAAGUAUCAUUGGUUCAGUAACUGUUUUAAGGUAACAUUAUUAGUAAAGUUAUUCUCCAUCUAUUUUUUUUUUUUUUUUACUAUUGGGUAUUCUGAAUCCACUCAGUAAUUGAUUUUAUUUCUUUUCUGUACCUGCUGUGCAUGUAUGCUUUAAUUACACUAUAAAAUACAAUAGUUUUAGUACUAAACAUCAAGCUAGGCACAUAAUAAUAUAAUUAUUUCAAUGAGGUCUUUCUAUCACAAGUGAAUUAGAUAGAUAUAUAAUGCUUGCACAACUCACACACAAAUUAAAGGUAAACUGAAUAAUAUAUUUAUAGUUGACAUUUUUUUAUUAAUAGAAAAAUAUUUGCAUAUUUCAAUUGAGAACAAAAUGUACUCUACAUAAAGUUGACACACUCAAAUGAACAGUUCCUCACUUUUUUUUAAAUGGAAAAACAAACAACAGGGCCAAUACACACAAAAAAAAAAAAAAUACCAGUAAGCAAGGUAUCAGAUCUUAGCACUAUUAUGUGCAACAAUAGUCCAACGAAAUUUAAUUAAUUUUUUUUUCUUUCUAGUUUCUAUGCAAUAAAGCUUUCUUUCUCUCUCCUUAUAAACAUUUCCUUGAUUAAUUUUGCUAUUUUUUUUCCCCACUCUGAACAUACACAGAAUAAAAAAAAUAAACCUGUUUCAUAAACUUGGAGGUGACCCACUCACUUUGACACAAAAUGUUAACAAGUACAAAUUUGCUUAUAUUGCAGAGUAUAUACAAAGAAAACUGAUAAUCCACAUCCUCACACUAGAACAGUGUUUCCCAAACUUUUUCCUUAACAGGACACUUCACACUAUUUGAGUAUUUCGUGGAACACUUUUGCUUAAUUUUUUAGAUUAAUUCACGUGGUGGUCUACUGGUUACUUAUCUACAUAGUUUGUAGAACACCUAAUCAGGUGUAAUGUUCCCCGGAACAGUUUGGGAACCACUGCACUAGAAUAAAAAAGAAUGUUUCAAUAAAAAAAAAGACUGUGGAGUCAAAAACUUCAGAUUUGUUCUAAAUGUAAAAUAGAAAUAGUAGUGGAGAAAGAUGAAACAAUAUUGAAACUAUGAGCAUGAGAUUGCUUAGUACAAGACUAUAUACACAAGUUAAGAACAUAGUAUUUUAUAUAAAACAAUUUAAAAAAGUGAUAUUUAACAUCUGAUAUGCUGCAAAAUGUUUCAAGUUAUAGUGACAACAACAGUAACUUUUAACCAUAACAUACAGAAAGAACAUGUGUACAUUAACUUUGACUACACAUGCCAAAUCUUAAACAGCUUGUAAUGCACCUAAUUGACUACAGCACAAGUCACAAAAGGUUUAACUGGCAUGUUUUACUGUCUUAAAAACUAAUUUAGAUUUACAUGUCAUCAAAUUAACAGUGACAGGAUUUUUUAAAUAAUAGUGUUAUAAAAAUACUGGUUAGAACAGUGGACAUUUUAACAAAACUAGCUUUCCUAAAUGUCCACUCUGUAUAAUCUUUUUUUUCUGUUUGUACACAUACACAUCCUAGGACAUAUCACUUUAGCCAUUCAUUCAUGCUCUUAGAAGAUAUACAGUGUGCCUCUUCAUUUUAUGAAUCAGUUAACUCAAGCCACAUUUUUAAAAAUUCCUUUUGUAUAGGGCAUCUUAUGAUGCUCAAUGUGCUCACAUCCAAUUUGUUUUGUGGACAAGUGGGGCCUUGAGGCGCUCAGUAAACGCAGCUGUGAAACUCUAGCCCCCUUGUUAGGUAGCCAAGUGGGUUUCGUCUCUCAAACUCACAUUCCACUUGGACAUACUUCUAUUGACAAUAUUUUUUAUGAAACAGCAAUGCAUUUCUUUCUCUGCUCUAGUUUUCAAUGAUAGAAAGAUUAAAUGAUGAUAUCAUUGAUUUCAGCAGCUUAUGCAAAAUUUUGAAAGAAAUAACAUGUAUAAAGUGAACAUUAUUCAUCAUGCCAUUGUUUACAAGUUGAAACUAUACAAAUAUUACUAAUGUAAACUCAAUAUACAAUGUACAUUCAUUCAAGUUAAUCCUGUAUCUAAAAAUAUCAAACCAAUGUGCCAAAAGGCAUACAUAUCGAUUCCUGUCCACAUACUGGUUCAAUGCUAGAUAAAAAGAUUUACUGCUGCAGGCAUUAACAAGUAUGGUUCUAAGCUAGAAAGAUAUAUCUUUAUAUGAUGCUUCAUAUUAAUGAAAUUCAGCUAUUGAUAACACAACCUUUUCAAGCGCGUAACAAAAACUUAACAUUCCUUGAAUAUACUUUACCUUACAAGCAUUAAGAACCCCCACACACACAAAGUUACUAUUGUUCAUGACAGGAUUGACAACCCCCAGUGUCCCGGUUUUCAAACCAUUCAAUUUGUAAGAAAACAACAUACAAUUAAUGGAAAGGUCACAAGGCAAGACUAUUUAUAUUUUUUUUGUAAGGUAAUUUACAAAGGAAAAAAAAAAUGUUUGUACUAUUCACUUCUAAUCAUAUAAUACAUACAUUAGAUUGGUUUCCAGGAAUGCAUGCUUAUGCAAGGAAUGUUUGAAGUAAUAAUCGGGUUAACAAAAUCACCAGAAAAGAUAAUACAACCAACUUAGCUUGUAAAUUACCUUACAUUACUCAUACAGUAAUUAAACAGGACAAAACUUUAACAGAUGUGAACAAGGGAGAUAACCAACAUUAAGAUGAUGGACAACUCUGAGAAGCUUGCUGCUGAUGGUGGCAGAGAGGGACAGUUGGCACCUUGACACUCAGUGGUCUC